Messenger RNA from Anopheles stephensi (Asian malaria mosquito), 6275 nucleotides. RefSeq lists its product as uncharacterized. The record is from RefSeq and is a predicted model, not a curated record. Lineage: Eukaryota; Metazoa; Arthropoda; Insecta; Diptera; Culicidae. Bases 731 to 6085 code for a protein of 1784 amino acids. Gene Ontology annotation, biological process: extracellular matrix organization. Gene Ontology annotation, cellular component: extracellular matrix. The transcript has 10 exons.
AUCCCCAUGUGCCAAUCACUAGCCGUCGGACUGUUCCCCGGAACGGUCGCAUCUUGGGCCUGUGUGUCGGAGGAGACUCGCUUUUGAUGGUGUUAGACAUCCCGCGCGCUUCCGGUGGCAGAUGGAAUCAAUCAGCCUUUGAUCGGUCGCUGUCUUGUGUGGAAAUUCGAUCGUAAGACAGCCGCAGUACAGUGCCUCUGCCUAUAGACAAAGAGUGUGUGUGAAGUGUACGGAAGAGGGCAGUCAGUGUCGACAGGAGACAUUCAUCUCGAGAGGGUGAUUGAAGUGGCAGAACUUCGGUUUGGGGUGUUGUGUGCGUGUGUGUUCUGUGUUCUUGUGUCCGAGAGCCCUUGGUUCAGAGUGCCACAAGGAGGAAUAAACACAUCAUUCUUCGUUCGCUUAAAGUGACUCAGGAGCACAGCGAUCGAACGAACGUUUCACAGGAUCCGGAGUUUUGUGCGUUUGGUGAUUUCUUUAAAUUAGUGUUCCACUUUCCACAGCGCCCAGAGCUGCUGCUGUUCUACUACUACGUCUUUGUAUUACGCAACGGAAGAAGUGUUGAUAGCAGCGAGAGGAGUGCCUGCCAGCCAGUGUGGGGUCAAAUGUUACCAAAUGUGGUUUAAGUGCAAAAUUAUAGAGUGAAAAUUGUACAUGUCGGGAUAAAGAAACCCAACAUAUAGUGAAAACAUAAUAAUUUAAAACAAACUCAACAACGAAGUGACGUCGUCCAAUGGAGCGCCCAACGUGCUGGGCGCUUAUAUUGUUUGCGCUUUGCGCAACAGCAGCACAAACGGCAGUUUUAAAUUCUAAUCCUUCAGAGGACAUUUCAAACUCGAUAGACCUAACCGACAGCCCGCUGUCCAGAGUGAAACGGAAUGGCAAUAUCCGUGGAAAUUUCCGAGGUCAAACCCAGUCGCAGUAUCUCCACUUUGGCAACAGUCAAGAUGGCAAAGCUGAAGCCGAAGCCACACAGCACAGCUCCAGGGCGGUAGUAGUCGGUUCCAACGGUAUGGGACAGGCACAGAGCCAAUCGCUUGGCGGUGACUGCACUUCAUGCUACGGAGCGGUUGAUGGCGGUGGCAGCUACGUUUAUGACAGCAGACCCGAUCCGCUCAAGGUGCCAGUGGAUAAGCUACGCCUACCGGAUGCGUACGAUGCUGGUUCUAACGGGCACUCGAUGAGACCUGGCGGUGGACUCGAUGCUUAUGGCCGCCCAGGUGGUGGAACCAGCUUGGAUGCUUACGGGCGCCCCGUGGACGCACACGGAAGACCUAUCGGCGGACCUGGCACGGGGGGAUCAGGUGUUGGAAGUCAUGGCCGACAUCCACAUGGAGGAGCAGGGUUUGAUGUAGAUGGAUAUGGAAGACCAGCGGGAGGACCAGGAACAGGAGGAUCGGGCGUUGAUGCACAUGGACGACCGAUUGGUGGGCCUGGAACAGGUGUUGACGCUCACGGAAGGCCUAUCGGUGGUCCUGUAACUGGUGGAACUGGUGUAGAUGCCCAUGGGCGACCCAUUGGAGGACCAGGAACGGGUGUUGAUGCUCAUGGAAGACCGAUUGGAGGACCAGGAACUGGCGGAUCCGGUGUUGAUGCUCAUGGUAGGCCUAUCGGUGGACCGGGGGCAGGUGUUGAUGCGCACGGAAGACCCAUUGGAGGUCCAGGAACUGGAGGAUCUGGAGUUGAUGCGCACGGAAGACCCAUUGGAGGUCCAGGAACUAGAGGACCGGGUGUUGAUGCGCAUGGAAGGCCUAUUGCAGGGCCCGGUACUGGUGGAUCCGGUGUUGACGCUUACGGAAGGCCCAUUGGAGGACCCGGUGCUGGAGGACCAGGUGUUGACGCCCAUGGACGGCCUGCUGCAGGUCCUGGAUCAGGUGGAUCCGGUGUUGACGCUCAUGGCAGGCCCAUUGGAGGACCAGGUGCUGGAGGACCAGGUGUUGAUGCACAUGGCAGACCCAUCGGAGGACCAGGAACUGGUGGACCAGGUGUUGAUGCACAUGGAAGACCUGUUGGAGGUCCUGGCACCAGUGGACCAGGUGUGGACUCUCAUGGACGACCCGUUGGAGGUCCUGGCACUGGUGGAUCAGGAGUGGAUGCAUAUGGAAGACCAAUUGGUGGAGCCGGCACUGGGGGCCCAGGCGUUGAUGCGCACGGUAGGCCAAUCGAUGGCUCUGGCUCUGGAGGAGUAGGAACUAAUGGACGAGUUUCCGGAAGACCAGGCACUGGAGGUGUAGGAGGACCGGACACUUCAGGAAGACCAGGUUCUGGAGGACCGGGUGUCGAUGGUCAUGGCAGACCAGUAGGAGGCUCGGGAGGACCAGGCACAAACGGAGUUGGAAGACCAACUGGCGAUGUCGGCACAGGAGCUGGGGGAGUAGAUGCUUAUGGCAGACCGAUUGGACGCCCGGGAGUUGAUGCACAAGGACGACCAAUUGGUGGAUUUGAUGCACAUGGCAGACCUCUCGGUCCAGGUCAAGGUCGGCCUGGUCAAGGUGGAGCACCUGGCACAGGACUUGACGCUAGUGGAAGACCAGUCGGUGGUGGUCAUGGUCCCCAUCCGCAUCUAGUUGGACCGCCUCUACCGGGCUCUGGAGCACAUGGUGGCUAUCAUUCCGCUCCACACACUGUCACUUUGCCAGGGCAGGAUCACACCGUUGUCAACCCUACUGGCGGUUUAACCGUGCUAGUUGGCACGGGUCAUUCAAAGCAAACUGUGAUUGGUUCCGAUAGUAGAUUAGAUGGCCACGGUCCAGUGAAAAUCAUUCCUGGCCCUCCAGAUAGCCACGGACCCCCGAAACAAACAGUGUACGCACAUCCUGGUGGUGUAACGGUGCUGGUAGGAACGGGUGGCGCUCAACAAACCGUGCAUCAUCUUCCUGUGCAUGGAGGACAUCCUGGAGCAGGCCCGCAACAAGUUAUUCACCCCGGCGGCGUUGGCUAUCCAGGACAAGCUGGUGCAGGACAUGCUACUGGACAGUAUCCUGGUGGAACGGGAUAUUACCCAGGGACCAGCGGGGUCGGCGGUCAAUAUCCAGCUGGUACCGGAGGUGUGGGAACAGGAUCAGGACCAUUACCCGGAACAGGAACUGGAAUACGGCAUCCAGGAGGUACAGCAGGAGGACUUCAGCCAGGAAUCGUUGGAGGACCAGGAAGUGGGCAAUAUCCCGGAACAGUUGCAGGAACAGGCCAAUAUCCUGGUGGUGCUCAAUAUCCUGGAGAACCAGGAUCUACUGGAACUGGAGUAGGUGCAGGACAAUACCCAGGAGGAGUAACAGGAGGCACUGGGCAACAACCUGGCGGUGCUGGGCAAUACCCAGGAGGAGUAACAGGAGGCACUGGGCAACAGCCUGGCGGUGCUGGGCAAUACCCAGGAGGUGUUGGAACGGGUCAAUAUCCUGCGGGAGCUGGAGUAGGAUCUGGCCAAUAUCCAUCAGGAGGUGGCACUGGAACCGGCCAAUAUCCUGGUGGUGCAGGGCAAUAUCCCGGUGGUUCUGGAGCUGGUCAACAACCAGCAGGUGUAGGAGGUGGACAGUAUCCAGGAAGCACUGGAACAGGCCAGUAUCCAUCAGCAACUGGUACAGGAACCGGAGGUGUCUAUCCCGGAGGACAAGGGGUUGGUACGGGAGGAACCGGCACAGGUGCUGGUCAAUAUCCGGGAGGCUCUGGGGUUGGCGCAAGUCAAUAUCCAAGUGGAACAGGAGUAGGAGCAGGUCAAUAUCCAGGAGGAACCGGACAGUAUCCUACUGGAAUGGGAACCGGAACUGGUCAAUACCCAGGAGGUGCGGGCAGUGGAACUGGACAGUAUCCAGGUGGGACCGGAGUAGGAACAGGACAGUAUCCAGGUGGGACCGGAGUAGGAACAGGACAGUAUCCUGGAGGCACUGGAACAGGAGCCGGUCAAUAUCCUGGUGGCACCGGAACAGGAACCAGUCAGUAUCCGGGUGGAAGUGGACUUGGAACUGGUCAGUAUCCUGGUGGAACAGGUACAGGAACUGGUCAGUAUCCAGGUGGAGCUGGUCAAUAUCCUGGAGGCACUGGAGCAGCAACAGGUCAGUAUCCUGGAGGAGCUGGACAGUAUCCUGCUGGCACAGGAGCAGGAACUGGACAAUACCUUGGAGGCUCUGGGGUAGGCUCAGGACAGUAUCCUGGAGGCACUGGAGUAGCAACAGGUCAAUACCCUGGUGGAACUGGACAAUAUCCUGGAGGUAUUGGGGCAGGAACAGGUCAAUAUCCUGGCGGUGGUGGACAAUAUCCUGGCGGAACUGGAAUAGGAGCUGGUCAAUUCCCUGGUGGAACUGGACAGUAUCCCGGUGGAACUGGUGUAGGAGAUGGUCAAUAUCCUGGUGGAACAGGUGCAGGAACGGGUCAAUAUCCUGGAGGAGUUGGAACCGGCACCUAUCCGGGUGGCCAAUAUCCAGUUGGUGUCGGUUCUGGACAGUAUCCAGGAGGAGUCGGCACAGGUACUGGCGCAGUCACCGGCGGUCUAUAUCCGGGAGGAGUUGGAACGGGAUCUGGUGCAGGCACAGGUGGAACUGGUUACUAUCCCGCGGGAACAGGCACCGGUGGAUCUUCUGUCGAUCAAUAUCCAGCAACCAUCGACCAGGGAGCCGGUGGUGGCGGACUUCCCCCGCAAUCCAUUCAACUACCCGAGGAAGAAGAUGACUCAUUCUCGCAGGCGGAAUCGUCGGUAAAGAACGGAGAAGUGAUGGCUUCGGCACAGGGCCGCAAAAACGGAGGCACUGCACAAACACAGGUAUCCGGUACGUACACCGGCACGGGUUCGUUCAGCGCCAGUGCACAAACAAGCGACAAGGACCGUGCAGCACAGGCCCAAGUCUCGGGUGGCAAGGAAGGUGCCCAAAGCUCUGCCCAGGGUACGGGCGGCGUUGGCAAAUCCCAAUCGUUGGUGCAGGUUGAUUCGAAGACGGGUGGCACAUCGGCGACGUCCCAGAGUGGAGGCUUGGGGCACGAAAGUCAGUCGGAGGUGGUGGCCAACGAGAAGGGUGGUUUGGCCGAUGCACAGUCGAGCGGGCCGGGACAAACUUCGUCCCAGGCGCAGAUAGGAUUCCGACCGCAGGGUGAAGGCGUCGUUGAUCAGCAAAACAUCUUCAACGGAGGCGGGCAAGCGUCUGCCCAGUCGGGUGCUCACUCGGGCCAGAGCCAGUCGCAAAUUAGUGGCAACUUCAAGUUCGGCAUUGCAUAUCACGGGGCGGCCCAGGCAGCUUCUGGCACGAAGGAACAGGUGAACACGUAUCGAGAGAAGAGCAAACCGCUGUUCCAAUCGAUUGGACUGUUUGGAAAAUCUAUCGGUUCCACGGUCAGAAAGGAGUCGGUAGACACCAACGGAAUGAGGACUCGUACGUCGGAGCAAAGUUUGGUGAACUUCAUCAGCACGACGCCUCCUCCCGGCGAAGAGGAAGAGUACGAAGAUGUGGAUGAGGAGGAGGAAGACUACGACGAGGAGUACGAUACCACGCAGAAGAUAACGCGCAGUGGCGAUAAGGCGACAACCGAACCCAAAUCUCCUGCGAGAACCACUCCCGUAGCGUAUAUGGUCACCGAACCAUCCACCGUAACCGUGCGCACCAAUGGCAAUGGACGUGUGUUCACGCAAGGAGGCCCAACACAGAAGCAAACCGCAUUCGUGCCGCACGGUGACAACUUCCGGCUGGUGCAAACACAGAACGGUCGCUCGACGGUACACGCCGUGACGACGGAACGUACGCAACAAACGGUAGUGAAUGCCGUGAGUACGACUCCCAGGUACAGUACGCGCCAGCUGUCCACGAAAAAGGAUACUCCAGUGACGACUACCACGGCCGCCGAUGCAGUGGAGGAAGGACCGGAACCCGGUACACCAACACAAAAGACCGGCCAUCCGGAUAGCUACAUCUCGGUCACGAAGCAGGUCACCGGGAUUGACGAGAAGAGCAAGGUACCGGCCAUCCCGGGCAAGAACUACGAGUCGACGUACUACACUAAAUCGUCCACCUGCGGGUACUUCACCUUCUCGUGCAACAUCGUGUACGGCGAGAAUGGACGAAGUAAAAUCUGUCGACCGAAACCACCGGCCAAUGGCAAAUGUUGAGGGUAGUUCAAUGCUUCGUUCGUAUAUGAAACACUGCCAGUAAGAGGAAGAUAUUUUAACAAUAAAAACGCGGUACUAUAAGCAUAUUACAGCCAGGACCAAGCGCUAGUAAGCUAUAAUUACUUACAGAACACACCACACACACAAAUGUAUGGGUGGCUGAGUGCCGAGACACACGUUUGCACUACUU